CACGAAGCACGAGCACUAUCAGUCAGUUAUUGCUAGUGGUACUCGUCAGUGACUCCUCGCCAUGGCCAUGAUCUCAAGUAUUUCGCUCUAAGCGAGCCGUGUUUUAAUGACACCUGGGCUCCUUAUUCGACACUCUUGCUUUGCACAUCCACCAACUCGCCUAUAUCCGUACCUCUCGACGACCCGACUUACAACAUGGACGACCCCGAUCUGUCGUGGCCGGCCUGGAAGUUCGGCCUCAAGAGGGACGACUUAUUCACGACAUUACAUGACCAAUACAACACCAUCUCCUACACCCUCCAAGACCCCGAAGCCUUCCACCACGACGUCUACGAAAUCUCCCAGCAUGCGGACACGGCCGAAGAAUUCCAUCGCUUCAUGGCGGCUCGGCAGCGGCAGCGGAUCACCGAACUCCAGGAGUCUCUUGAAUCGCUCGCUGUAGAGAUCAUUGCCAACCCGAAGUUGAUAGGUUCUGACCAGUGGCAGCACGCUCUCCAGCUUUUUCGGACCAAGUCCUACGACUCCAUUGUCAGAUACUUUGCAAGCUACCUCCCCGACGACUACCUUGAAAGCCAUAUGGCGUCUACGUCAUCGUCGUUUUCCGAAACCGAUUCUAUCCACACUACCAGCACAAAGGCCAGCAGCGCCAGCGAUGCAUCCUACUUCGUCGAUGACGACGACGAUUUCUUUCCUCAUGGCUCCCUCAUGGCCGAGCCUUGCGCGAUGAAUGCGCCAUAUAUGCCUCUAUCACCCGAAUCUGAGGGUUCACCUGCUGAAUCCGCCGAUUCACCAACAUUCACAUCAACAAACCCACCCUCGCGAUCCAUGUCUUUCUCCGGCUCGGACUCUGGCCGACUAAGUGCUCGCUUCAUUAGACGAUCUUUGAUUCACGACGAUGACGACGCAUCUCAAUCCGACGACUGCGACACCACAGUUACGUCUGUGUGUGAUUCUGCGGAAACUCGAUCUUCCUUCGAUCCCUCGGACGUCACUGAUGACGUCGCCGAUGGCAAGGAAGAACUACCUGUACACAUUGUAGUAGACGGUGAUGAGGAUGAGGAUGAGUUUCCUACCGCCCAGCUUCCCGAAGACGAUUUCUGCACUUUAGACUCAUUCGAUACCCACAACUCUUUCAACAAUACCAGCUAUGAUACCCUUGAACCCGACACCCCCACCCCCAGGCAAGUCACUGAAUCAACAAGUUAUCUCGACUACAAAACCCCCACGCCACGAAAAUCAUCCCCAUCACAACAACGCCCGUCUUACCGUCGAUCCCCAUCACCAAGGUCACUACUUUGUCGGCGGCGAGAGGGGAGUCCUUCCCACGACGUUCGGAGGAGUCCGGAGGAGGCGCUUAGCAAAAUACAGAAGCAACCGCUGGGAGAAUCCAUUCGGAGGAGACCCAAGAGCGGCAGGAGGUGACAGGCUUGACUCAAGGUGGCAGGCAUGCGGCGCGGCGCGCUGUACUUGUAUAUAUACCAUGAUGCUGAUUGUACAUAUCUGUCGUAUGACACUAAUGAUUUCAAAACC
Molecule: messenger RNA, 1530 nt
Organism: Trichoderma virens Gv29-8
Lineage: Eukaryota; Fungi; Ascomycota; Sordariomycetes; Hypocreales; Hypocreaceae
Exons: 1
Coding region: 196-1422 (408 amino acids)
Source: RefSeq, a predicted model, not a curated record